AAAAAUAGGAAGGAAAGUGAAAAAAAGAAAAGAAAAAUAUUGCAAUGGGUAAUGGAACAAUGGUGGACCUGAGGCCCAUAAAAAGCCUGUAAAAUUGCGUCUUACAAACGCGAGUGCAAGCUAAAACACAAACCCCCAAAAAAUCUGUUGCUUUGUGUGAAGGAGAAGAAGAAGAAGAAGAAGAAGAUCCUAAUUCCCAAAUCCACAGGAAAACAAAACCCACUUUGCUUCUCUGCGUUCAAAUCAAACAAUGGCUGAUCCUGAGUUAGAAGCAAUCAGACAAAGAAGAAUGCAGGAGCUUAUGGGUCAACAUGGUGCGGGGAAUCAACAAAAUUCUGAACAGCAGAAUGCUCAGGAAGAGGCCAAGAGGGAGGCAGAGGAACGGAGGCAAAUGAUGCUUAGUCAGAUUUUGUCAGCUGAAGCACGGGAAAGACUUGCCCGAAUUGCUUUGGUGAAACCUGAGAAAGCUAGAGGUGUUGAAGAUGUGUUGCUAAAUGCUGCUCAAAGGGGUCAGAUAGUUGAGAAGGUUUCUGAAGAGAGGCUCAUAUCAUUGCUGGAACAAAUUAACACCCAAACGACUAGGCAAACCAAAGUCACAAUCCAGAGGCGUCGGAGUGUUCUUGAUGACGAUGAUUAGCUUGUAUCUGGAAUGAGUGUGCUUAUAUGAUUAUAUUAUGCUGUUCGGAUUGAGAUACAUCAAUGGUACAAUGCUUUGUUGGUUGUAUAUUAACAAAGUUUGCAGUUGUAUUUUUAUGGGCGAAAUGUUUGGUUGAAAAGGAUGUUGGAGUUGUAGAUCUUCAUCUUGCGUUAUGUUUUAUUACAGUAUCUUUUAUGCUUAAUUAUUGAAUCAAUGUUUGCUCCCUAAAUAA
Messenger RNA from Quercus robur (English oak), 869 nucleotides. RefSeq lists its product as uncharacterized. Gene Ontology annotation, molecular function: DNA binding. The record is from RefSeq and is a predicted model, not a curated record. The transcript has 7 exons. Lineage: Eukaryota; Viridiplantae; Streptophyta; Magnoliopsida; Fagales; Fagaceae. Bases 251 to 637 code for a protein of 128 amino acids. Gene Ontology annotation, cellular component: nucleus; cytosol.